AUGAAUCCCGCCGAGUGUCAAAAUGCCUACACAAAGGUAUUCGAAGAGAAGACAUACCGAGGGCAACUCCUCUCACUGCUCUCUCGAGUUGAGUGCGCUGCUCUACAAGACGCCUAUCUAGCGUCCCUUCCGAGUGAUACUUGCAAGAGGAAACAUCGCUACCGGAGUAAAGGAACCGGACUGCCUGCGUAUGUUGUAUGCUCCUGUGGGGGUGAGCUCUGGGGAAGGGAAGAUGUCCCUGAGUUGAACCAAGCAGCGGUGUUGGGGCAUACCCUGCUCCAUUUUGGUGCAGAGGAGGGCUGCGCGGCUUGUAUAAAAACUGGUGUCAUAUUCAUGUUCCGAUCCUGGCUUCUAAGUUCCAGCGAAGAUCGGGAGCUAAUAGCACUUUCGUUGGUCGCAGCUUGUGAGUGUGUCUCAAGGCAGUACUUGCUGUCAACCAGUCAGAACGCCAUUACCCAAGACCUCGCCAUGGAAUGCCCGGGGCCAUGCCAGCAGCGCAUUCUUAAGUGGUGCCAUGGUAUGAUGCCUAAUAAGGCAUUGGAUAUGCUUGCUGGUGUUGAAGGAGACUUGGAAGACUCAUUCCGCAAAGGUUUGACGUCACUCUGUGAUUCUCCAGGGGUACAGCUCCCCACUGGCUCCAAGCCUUUUGCGCCUUGGGCCGGGCCUGCUCUCAAUAGUGUUUUGCUAAAAAGAGCCCGCAAAGACCGACCAGUCCGACAAACGAAGCUCCCUUCGUUUGAGGCAUACCUACGUGAACGGCUGGCCGACGGCUUCUGGUAUGCAAUGAAAGCAGCAGUCAGCUCUCCAGAUGCUGACAGGCUCUAUCUCACCCGAUACUCAACCGGAAUUUAUGAGUAUGCCAUUGACUCGGCAUGUGCAUUUGAUACUAUGGGCCACGCCCGGGCACUCCAAGAGGAUGCAUUGUACGGUGCAUGCAGUUAUGAUCGCCAGCCAUUAGACCAGCUCCCGGAUUCGAGGUCCGAUUCUUACGACGAUAUUAUCUAUGCUGCGGGAUACUUAUCCCUGGCAUCAUAUGUGUGGGGUGCCAAUGCGCACCUUGACCUGUUGCGCGGACAAGUCAAUCAAACAUCUGCUACCCCUCUGUCCGGAAACUGGUAUGCUCGAGUUUGGCACGAUGCACUGUUUGGGCAGUCUACACCUGGGGAGCUAUACAAAUGGACAGCACGUACAAAGACCACGGGAGCUUCACUGGGGAUCGAGAGUUCACCGAAUGUCAGUCUGACUGUAGCUGUCCCGAAAGAUACCAUAAAUAUGGUCUUGGAGCAACGUUGUUCUGGGCACGAGAAACGUGGUGUGGCGUACCCUGUCCGACUGCGCCAUUUGAUGUGUGAAUGUUUGGCUCCUUUGUCGACGGUGUACGGGCUAUCCUCCGUUGUGGUGAGGGGAAACAUAGCCCUGCACCAGAACGAACCGCGUCUGCAGCCUUGCCCGUCCGGAAAGCAUGCAUUGGCGGGAUUGCGCAGGUGA
Molecule: messenger RNA, 1488 nt
Organism: Aspergillus tubingensis
Lineage: Eukaryota; Fungi; Ascomycota; Eurotiomycetes; Eurotiales; Aspergillaceae
Exons: 2
Coding region: 1-1488 (495 amino acids)
Source: RefSeq, a predicted model, not a curated record